Brassica napus (rape) is the source of this 852-nucleotide messenger RNA. Its product is annotated as protein SRC2-like. The record is from RefSeq and is a predicted model, not a curated record. NCBI's taxonomy places the organism in Eukaryota, Viridiplantae, Streptophyta, Magnoliopsida, Brassicales, Brassicaceae. The transcript has a single exon. Bases 1 to 852 code for a protein of 283 amino acids.
AUGACUCUCCCUGUUAAAGUCAAAGGAGAAACCGAGGCAAAGCUGAGCCUCUCGUACCGGUUUAAACGGGAACUAGCUGGUAAUAAUAUCUAUCCUUCUCUGUCAGAUUACUCGUCCGCGUUUCGUUAUCCAACCGUGGAUUCAGGAAGAUCAUGUCCGAACGUCCUUAUUAAUCCGCUGCAGUUUCAAAUCCCCGUGACAAAACUGACACUAGAACUCGUGAUCAAAAUGGCCAAGGACAUAAAAGACGUAAGCUGGAUCCACGGUAUGGACAUGUACGCUUCGGUUAGUGUCCGUGAAGGAACAAUAAUUAAGCACAGGAGCAAUACUUCUAUUGCUUUCGGUGUCUACAAAGACCCGAUAUGGGACCAUGCCAUUAGGUUCUCCCUAGACGAGUCAUUAGCUCGAGGGGGGCGAUUGACCCUUUUCGUGCAACUGAUUAACCACCGGACUAUCCGGGGUGAUAAGGAAAUGGGAAAAGUGGAAGUCCCGGUUCAUGAGCUUUUAAGUUCAUAUAUGCCGUCUACUUUAGUUAACGGAAUGAUGAUGGUGACUCGCGAUGUGAUUGGUCCGUCUGGGAAAGUCGGAACAUUGAGUUUCAGUUAUAGGUUUCUUAAUGAACAAGAAGCUACGAUUCCUCCGACUCCACUUCAACCUACAACUCCGACGACUCCACCAACCACAACGCCCCAACCAUUUAUCAUAUAUGUACCCAUCCCACAUCAGUCAUUUGGGUUACCAAACCAAGUUAAUGGAGCCUCGCCUUACGGGGCAGGUAUACAUCCAGUUUAUAUACAGCCGUCUUAUCAGUCACACGGACACCAACAAUUUCCAACUAUGCCGCCACAUUAG